This is a messenger RNA of Anolis carolinensis (green anole), 8239 nucleotides long. RefSeq names its product obscurin like cytoskeletal adaptor 1 (gene obsl1). The transcript is spliced from 29 exons. The record is from RefSeq and is a predicted model, not a curated record. Gene Ontology annotation, molecular function: protein binding. Lineage: Eukaryota; Metazoa; Chordata; Lepidosauria; Squamata; Anolidae. Bases 421 to 8019 code for a protein of 2532 amino acids.
UUUUUGGGGACAGCAGCUGCAGGCAUUUGUAACUCUUAGUCUCUUACUCUCAGACGCCAGGCGAGCAGGGCAAAGGCAGGCCAGGGACCCAUAGCAUGUGAGGGGCAGGAAGCAUGUCUGUGUGGGGAUCUGUCAGGAAGAAGGGAUGCCCGGUCUGAAGCAUGGUACAGGAAGGGCUCGAACGACGGAGAAGAGCAACUGGCGUCUGCACAGAUGGAUGGAUGGAUGGACAAAUGGAAAUUGCCCGAUGAGAAGAGGAAGAGUAGAAGCAGGAACUGACUGACCAAGAAGUUCAGAGGUUGAUGCAGAAGGUGGUUACUGAACGCUGAGAGGAAGGCAGGCAGCCUGAUCCCCUCACCACCUGCUUCCCACGCCUCUCACAGGGUCCCUGGCCUCAGCUGUAUCCUGACUGAGUCCGCAAUGGAUGCCUUUAGGGGAGCUCCCCGAUUUCUUGCCUAUCCCCGCACAUUCACAGUGCAGAGUGGGGAUAAUGCUGUACUGAAAUGGCAAGUGACUGGCGAACCACGUCCCAGCAUUGUCUGGGAGAAGGAUGGCUCUGAGCUGGAGUUAUCAGGCCGAAUAUUUGUGAUGGCUGAUGAGGAUGCAUAUAGCUUGCUGGUGUCUCAAGCUGCUCCAACAGACAGUGGACGAUAUAUGUGCAAAGCUAAAAACAGUGUGGGUGAAACCUAUGCAGCUGUUACUCUCAAAGUGGAGGCCAGAGAGCAGCAACCCAAGGUUAACCUUGAUGCCCAGCCUCCAGUCUUCCUCAAUAGGCCAAUCUCGGCCCAGGUGGCCCGAGGAGAGAAUGUGACUUUUUCCUGCAGGGUUUCAGGGCGGCUUUCAUGGGAAAAGGACGGGCACAAACUUUCAGAUAUCUUUGAGAGCAGCCAUUACAAGGUGGCCGCAGAGCCUGAUGACUGGCACUCUCUGCACAUCUAUAACGUCCGUCUCCCAGAUGCAGGGGUUUAUGUGUGCCGGGCACAGAACAACUUUGGAGAGACCAUGGCUGCAGCCGUGCUCCUAGUGGAUUCCAUGACAUGCCAUCCCCAUGAUGAAUCCUUUCAGGAUGCUCCCACAAACUGCCAUUUCAAAAAGCAUCCAGAGGCACAAGAGGUUAAGAGGCGAAGACAUCACACAGAACAAAAUGGGUUUUCAGAUGCCAGGCAGAAUGGGGAGGUCCUUCCCCGUCUACCUACGACAAAAGCCUUUACGGUGAAUGAAGGGAAACAUGCCAAGUUCCGCUGCUAUGUCACUGGCAAACCCAAGCCAGAGAUCGUCUGGCAGAAGGAUGGGAAGGCGUUGUCCCCUGGGCGGAGACACCUGCUCUAUGAGGACCGGGAGGGCUACUUCAUACUCAAGGUCCUUUACUGCACGGCACGCGACUGUGGGCUCUACGUGUGCACAGCCUGCAACACAGCUGGUCAGACCCUCAGUUCUGUGAGACUCUAUGUUAAAGAACCCCGAGUGCGGUUCCAGGCACCUUUGGUGGAUGUGGAAGUGCUGGAGAGCCAAGAUGCGAUAUUAGAGUGCCAAGUGCCUGUUGCGACCAUCCCUACAGUGUGGUAUCUUGAAGAUAAGCGACUGCAUCCCAGUCCCAAGUACCUGAUAGAGGAACAGGGCUUGCUGCGGCGGCUGACGGUGCGAGACGCCCGGGCUGACGAUGAUGGUAUCUACCUAUGUGAGAUGGAGGGCAAGGGCCGCAGCAUUGGAGAGCUCUCAGUCCAAGGUCUGAUAGUGAAGCGGUUGCCGCGAAAGUUAGAUGUGAUGGAAGGAGAAAAUGCUGCUUUUUACGUGGAGACACGUGAACCCGUGGAAGUGCCAAGCUGGGGCCGUAAUGGGCAGGAAUUGUUGGAAGCGCCACACACCCUCAUCAGGAGCUUUGGCAAAACGCAUCUCCUUGUGCUGGUGCAUGUGUCACGGCAUGAUGCCGGAGUCAUCACUUUCACAGCUGGCGAGUCACAAACUUCAGCACAGCUCCGUGUCAAAUGUGCCAAGAGAAUCCCACCAAGUGCACCUGUGGCAGCAAAGAUGUGCACAUCACGCAGCAAUGCUGCUCUCCUAACCUGGUGUCCACCAUCUGAUAUGCACCGGAGUCCACCAAGCAGUUAUGUCAUUGAGAGGCAGGCCUUGGGAGAGGCCGAUUGGGUGUCAUGCCUGACCACUGAUGUUGCCAGCAUGGUUGAAGUUCCAGGUGAUGGUGUGCCGCAGGAAGGGGACUACUGUUUCCGUGUGUGUUCUGCCAAUCAGUACGGAUGCAGUGAACAUGUGGAAUUCCCAGGGUCUGUUCAUCUUGUGCCCAAGGCCCGUGUACAAAGAGGACUGCAAGAUGUUACAGUUCACACUGGUGGGGAUGCUACGUUUUCAGUCCAGCUUUCAAUCACCAUAUCAGGUUGCUGGUUCUUCAACAGAAGAAAGCUAGAAAAGGAAGAAGAAGACCAGCAGUACCAGAUCACACACUGUGGAACAGACCAUGCCUUGAAAAUUAGCCAAGUACAGCUAUCUGCCAAUGGGUCUGAGGUUCGAUUUGAGGCCAAUGGUGUAAAGGAAUGUGCUGUUUUGCACGUGCAAGCCCCACUGGUGCACAUCACCCCAGUGCCUGAGGCCAGGAGACUCCAGACACUAUUGGCGGGGAUGCCCCUGGUCCUGGAGUGUGAGGUCUCCACACCUGAUGCUCCCACCUUGUGGUUCAAAGAAGGAAACCCUGUGUCUUUGGAUGAGGGUGCUCUUCUUGUCCAAUCAGAAGGCUGCAUUCGCAGGCUGUUAAUUUCCUCAGUCUCAUCUUUGGAUUCUGGGACAUAUACCUGUGAUGUAGGUGAUGAUGCCAUCACCUUCAGGGUAACUGUGGAUGAGCUUCCUCUGAAGGUUAUUCACUCCAAUGCCAAAGAAGCCCAAGCUUAUGAAGCUGCAGAACGUGUGAUGUUGACCUGUGAAUUAUCCCGCCCUGAUGUCCCUGUGCACUGGUACAAGGAUGGAGAAGCAGUGGAAGAAAGAGAUGGGGUCCUGCUGGAAAGCGAGGGAGCUCUCUGCCGAUUGGUCAUCACUUCGGCACAAGCACAGGACUCAGGAGAAUAUAUGUGCGACAUUGGUGGAGAUUCUGUCUUCUUCAACAUCACUGUUACAGAACCUCCUGUAACUGUUGUAAAAUCCAAUGCUGAAGAUGCCCAUGCCUACCAGGUUUCCCAGCAUGUGGUCUUAAGUUGUGAGUUGUCCCGUCCCAAUGCUCCUGUUGUUCGCUGGUACAAAGAUGGGGAAGAGGUGGAAGAAAGUGAUGGCUUCCUUUUGGAGAGAGAGGGCUCACACUGCCAGCUGACCAUUCCCUCUGCACAGAUCCACGAUACAGGAGAGUUUGUCUGCGAUGUGGGUGGUGAUUCUGUUUUCUUCAAUAUUACUGUCACAGAACCUCCUGUCCAGGUUGUGAGCUCCAAUACAGAUGAACCUCAUACCUAUCAACCCUUGGAUCAGGUGACAUUGACCUGUGAACUGUCCCGCCCUAAUGUUCCUGUUCACUGGUACAAAGAUGGGGAAGAAGUAGAGGAGAGAGAGGGUCUUCGGCUAGAGAGUGAAGGGUGCCACCACAGACUGGUCAUUGCCUCUGCUCAGGUGCAAGACACAGGAGAAUUCGUAUGUGAUGCAGGUGGCGACUCGGUCUUCUUCAACAUUACUGUUACAGAACCUCCAGUAAAGGUUGUGCUCUCUAAUGCGGAUGAGGCUCAUGCCUACCGGGUCGGGGAGCGUGUGGUGCUGUCCUGUGAGCUGUCUCGCCCAGAUGCUCCUGUGUGCUGGUACAAAGAUGGAGAAGAGGCGGAAGGAAGGGAGGGCCUCCUGAUGGAAAGAGAGGGCCGGCAUUGCCAGCUAAUCAUACCCUCAGCUCAGGUCCAAGAUUCAGGGGAGUUUCUGUGUGAUGCGGGUGGUGAUUCUGUUUUCUUCAACAUCAGCAUUGCAGAGCCACCUGUGAAGAUUGUGCACUCCAAUGCAGAUGUAGCCCACACUUAUCAAGCCUCAGACCGUGUUGUGCUGUCUUGUAUGGUGUCCUGCCCCAAAGCCCUCGUUCGCUGGUACAAAGAUGGGGAGGAAGUUGAGGAGGGGGAAGGCCUACUGUUAGAGAGUGAAGGCCCCUAUCAACGGCUCAUCCUUCCCUCUGCACAGGUGCAGGAUACGGGGGAGUUUGUGUGUGAUACGGGCACUGACUCUGCCUUCUUCACUGUCUCUGUUGCAGAGCUGCCUGUUCGAGUUGUGCAUUCUAAUUCCGAUGCAGUUCACGUCUAUCAGGUCUCAGAGCAUGUGGAGUUGACAUGUGAGUUGUCCUGUGCUGAUGUUCUGGUGUGUUGGUACAAGGAUGGUGAAGAGUUGGAAGAAAACGAUGGACUCCUGCUGGAGAGUGAAGGGCUUUAUCGCCGUCUGGUCAUCACUGCAGCCAAAGCUCAGGAUACAGGGGAAUAUGUGUGUGAUGCUGGUGGUGACUCUGUCUUCUUCAAUGUCACUAUCACAGAGCCCCCAGUGCAGAUUGUAUACCCAGCUGAACGUUCAGUGGAGAAGCAAAUAUGGGCAUCUGAACGCCUGGAGCUGACUUGUGAGGUAUCCAUUCCUGAUGCUCCUGUUCGCUGGUUCAAAGACGGCUUGGAGGUGGAUGAAACAGACAACCUCUUGCUUCAGGUGGAGGGUGCUGAGCGCCGCCUGCUCGUACUGCAAGCAGGUGCAGAAGAUGCUGGAGAAUAUAUCUGUGAGACCAAGGAUGAAUCUGUUUCUUUUGAUGUCAAGGUUUCAGACCCUCCAGUACGGAUUGUAAGGCGUGAUGAGCUGCAAACACACUACCGCUGCCUGGCUUCAGAGGACCUUACGCUGUCCGUGAUGCUGUCUUGCCCUAAAGGAGAGGUGAAGUGGUACAAGGACGGAGAGAAGCUGCAAGACACAGAGCGUGUGCGGCUGGAGCAGGAUGGAACGUGUCAUACGUUGGUGAUUCUGGGAGUAAAACGUGGUGAUGCAGGGGAGUAUCUGUGUGACAGCGGUGAUGACAACCUCAUCUUCUAUGUGACGGUGGAGGAGCCUCCGAUCUCCAUUGUAGGAAACACAGAGGUGCCAGAACAUCACUCUUUAGCAGCAGGAGAAGCCCUAGUAUUGGUUUGCAAGGUAUCUUCACCCAAUGCUGUUGUGCGCUGGUUACGGGAUGAUGAAGAGUUAAUAUCCAGCAAGCGUAUUCGCAUUGAAGCCCAUGGAAAUCAUCGGCAACUCACUAUUCUUGGAGCUAAACCAGGGGAUUCGGGCUCCUAUGUGUGUGAUGUAGGGACAGACCGGAUGGUGACCACAGUAGAAGUGGCAGCACCCCCUGUUAGCAUUAUGAAUAAGACGGAUGCCCAGCUGCCUGUGGAAGUUCAGGAAGGGGAGAAUGUCACCCUGGUUGCUCGUCUUUCCCAAGAGAAGGCUUCUGUCCAGUGGCUGAAGAAUAUGCGGCCACUUUACCCCGGGCCACGUGUGGUUGUGAGCAAUGACGGACUAACACGUAGCCUCACCAUCAGGCAAGCUGAGCCAGGUGACAGCGGCAUCUUUAGCUGCGAUACCGGAGAUGAUGAAAUACAUUUCACAAUGUAUGUGCGAGAGGCUCCCGUGCUGUUUGUGCCAAAACCAGAUCAUCCUGAGAAAGUGCUGGUGCUGGAGGGGGGCAGUGCGGUGCUCUCGGCCAUUGUCUCCAAGGAGUCAGCCGUGGUCAGCUGGAAGGGGCCGUGGGGCUCCCUGGUGGCAGGCGAGAACUGCCAGCUCCGCAGAGAGGGACGGGUGCACAGUCUCCUGCUGAACAACGUGAGCAAGGCUGAUACUGGCGAGUACAUAUGUGAAUCCGCUCAUGACCAGAUGUGUUUUGAGCUAAGUGUCAAAGAGUUGCCCGUGAAGUUUGUUCGGGGCCUCUCAGAUGUGUCAACAUUACAAGGGGAGACAGUUCUCUUCUGGUGUGAGCUAUGCAAAACCAAGGGUGAUGUUGUGUGGCAGAAAGAUGGCAAGGAGCUGGAAAACAAUGAAUAUGUGGAGAUCCGAGCAGAGGGACGGGAGCGUUCUUUGACCUUGAGCCAUGUGAGGCCAGAGGAUGCUGGCGAAUACUCAUGUGAAAGCAAGGACGACCGCACCUUGGCUAUUCUUACAGUCCAGAUUCCCAGGUUGGUGGAGAUUAUUUCUGAGCUGCACAACUUAACUGUUCUGGAGGGGGAUGAUGCCACCUUCAAGGCUGUAGUGUCUCCAGAUGAUGUGGUCCUACAGUGGCAGCUGAAUGGCCAGGAUGUGGUGCCCAGUGAACGACUGACUAUAACUAAGAAUGGACUGUGCCAUACACUCACCAUAAAGCAGUGUCGACUGAGUGACACUGGCAUAGUAACCGUCUACGCAGAAGGUCUAAUGAGUUCAGCCAGGCUCAGUGUCCAAGAGGCUCAGGUGUUGUUUGUUCAGAUGCUGCAUGACUUGGUGGCUGAGGAGGGCCAAGACGUACGCUUAGAAGUGGAACUGAGCCUGGAGAGUGCAGAGGUGCAGUGGAUGAAACAAGGCAUUCUGCUCCAGCAGAACUCCAAGUUCUCCAUGGAGGCCCAUGGUCCUCAGAGGGCCCUCACCAUCUACAACAUUGAGUUGGCAGAUAGAGGCACCUAUCGUUGUGAGAGCCUGCAUGACCGCACCCAAGCCAGGAUGAGCGUGGAACCUCGAAAGGUAAUGGUGAAGAAACCACUAUCAGAUGUGGAGACUUUUGAGAAGGAGACAGUGACAUUUGAGCUGGAGCUAUCCCAUCCCAAUGUGUCUGGGGUCUGGACUCGGGAUGGCAUCCGUGUGAAGCCUGGUUCUACAUGCCGAGUGAGUGCCACGGGUUGCACGCACAGCCUGACACUGCUGGGGCUCACGCAAGAUGACUCGGGGACUGUGGCCUUCACUGCUGACACUGUGCGGAGCAGCGCCCGUCUUACUGUUCAAGAGCCUCCAGUAACUAUGCUGCGCCUUCCCCAGGAUAUGGGCAUCCCUGAGACCGGCUCUGCCACCUUUGAGUGUGAGCUAUCCCGGCCUCUAGCAGAGGUGAAGUGGUACAAGGAUGGGGAGGAGAUCCAGAUGGGCCCCACUCGCCGCAUGUAUUCAGUGGGACGUCGGCGCCUCCUGCAGCUCAAUCAUUGUAGCCUUGAAGAUGCGGGCGAGUACACAUGCGAUGCUGGUGACUGCCGUGCCUCUGCUAAGCUGCGAGUUUUUGAACGGCAGGUGCAGAUUUUGCGAGAUCUGGAGGAUAUUCGGGUACGGGAAAAUGAGAAUGCUGUUUUCAUGUGUGAGGUAUCACUUGAGGAGGUGAAAGGGGAAUGGUUCCGGGAUGGAGAGAGAAUCAAAGUUACCAGCACUGUGAAAAUACGCCAGGAAGGAGCCCGGCACUUCCUGCUUCUGUGCUGCGUUCAUCCUGAGGAUGCAGGCCAGAUCCGUUUUGUGGCCAAAGCAGCCACUUCUGAAGCACGCCUGGAAGUGGAGGCAUUGCCCAUUCGCAUUGUGAAGCCACUGAGGGACAAGACCGUACUAGCGCGGCACAAAGCCACACUAGAAUGCACAGUCUCACAGUCUCGUGGACGUGUGCGCUGGUUUCGUGGUGACACAGAGAUCUUUGCUGGCCCCAAGUAUGAGAUAUGCAACUUGGAUUGUUAUCGAACCCUGGUUAUCCACUGUAUUGAGCCUGCAGAUGAAGGCCUGUACACCUGCGAUGCACUGGAUGACUGCUCCACAGCCCGCCUGCUAGUGGAGGCUGAAGGUAUCCAGGUGGUGCGAGGCCUGAGGAACGUGGAAGUGGUCGCUCCCUCUGAGGCUCAGUUUGAGUGUGAAAUAUCUGCUCCUCCAGGAUUUAGCCCCCAGUGGAGCCUUAAUGGGGAGGAGUUACAGCCUAGCUCACAAGUGCAUAUGGAGAGCACAGGACACAUCCAUCGGCUGAGGCUCUGUCAGACAACACCUGGAAUGAAUGGGAUGGUAAAAGUUACCAUUGGCAGUGCCCGUUCGAAAGCACAUCUCACAGUCCGAGAGCACUAGCAUCAGGAGGGUGCUGAAUGUAACCACAGCAGAUGCCAGGACCACAAGGGAAAGGUGUAAACAGUAUGUUGGAUGGUUGCACAGACAGCUGGAAGAAUGAACACACAGAUGGACAGUUUUUUCUGUUUCCCUCUUCUGCAUGACAAGGGAAGCAGGUUCUGUUUUAUUAAAUGCAUUUGAUUCCUGAUUUAUUUCUAAAAUUAAAUUCUAGUGGUCUUUA